Molecule: messenger RNA, 2740 nt
Organism: Drosophila ananassae
Lineage: Eukaryota; Metazoa; Arthropoda; Insecta; Diptera; Drosophilidae
Product: loricrin
Exons: 5
Coding region: 297-1730 (477 amino acids)
Source: RefSeq, a predicted model, not a curated record
CCUGCCCUGAAGCGAAAAUCAAUAGUCGCCGCCAUAUUUUUUCACGCGUUUUCUUUAACGCGCUUGGACUCUCGAAAAUGUUUAGAUAAAUAAGUUAUUUAAGAACAAAAGUAGUUGAAAGUGUUGCCUAUUACUCGCAGGCCAGUGAAAAUUCAACAGAGCGCCCAUCUGACGCAUCGCAUUCAGUAAAUCCCAUUAAGAAUCUUCUUAGAACCGUGGUCUCCGGCAUCAGCGUUCGUGGGUGAAAAAGUGUGUGUGAAGCCAAAGUUGCCGAAAGCAAGAAGAGAGUAAAGAGCAUGGAAGUACCACAAGUGUCUUCUCCUCCGUCCGGUGGCCCACGUGGUGGAGGCGGUGGAUAUCGUGGACGCGGUGGUGGAGCCCCCAUGCGGGGAGGAUUCGAUCGCGGCCGUGGACGCGGACGUGGUGGCCACUUUAUGGGCGGCAUGCGGGGGGGCGGUGGAAUGGGUGGUGGACCACCCAUGCAGGGCAUGAUGUCCGGGCCGCCACGCGGAAUGCGCGGUCCUCGCGGUGGUCCUGGCUACCAGGGUCGCGGGGGUGGUGGCUACCAACCGCGUGGUGGCGGUCCGAUGGGAAUGCGGGGUGGACGUCCACCCAUGUAUCAACAACCUCCCAAACAACACACAGGUGCCGAAAACAACAAGACCGUGUCGCCAGUGCCCGCUUCCACGGCCAGUGCGGAUCAGCAGGGAGAGCCGGCCGCCAGUGAAGAAGGCACCGAUGGACAGACCCCGGCAUCAAGCGCUCCGCCCACCGGUGGCUCGUCUUCCAGCAAUGGCGGUGGACCCCCGCCCUAUAUGGGCCGCGGGCGCGGACGCGGUGGACCCUUCAGUGGACGCGGACGCGGUGGCGGCUACAACCCGCACAUGAACGGCAGCGGCGGCGGCAGCAUGUACGGCGGUCCUCACGGACACCACAGCAACUCGAUGGGUGGAGGUCCGGGCGGAGAUCACGGAUCAAUGCCGCGACGCGGAGCCCCACGCGGCAGGGGCGGUUACAAUCAAGGUAUGAGUCGGCCCCCCUUGCAUCACCAUCAUCAGGCACAUAAUUCCAAUACACAACUUGCACCGGUACCAGCUCUCAAACGCGGCGCACCCGGUGGUCCUGGGCCCAAGCGUGGACGCUACGAGGGCGGUCCCUACAGCCAGCGACCCAUGACGCCCAAGUAUCACACUCCCCAGCAGCAUAUGGGGGGCGGCGGCGGUGGUGGCGGAAGCAUGGCGCCCCCAUCCUCUUACGGAUCACCACCAAGCCAUCAUGCUCCUGCUCAGAGCCACCAUGGAUACCAGGCCCACGACCAGACCCAGCAGGUGGAUCCAUACGCCCAGAGCGGCUACAGUUCCCAGACCGCCCAGCCGGGCUACAACGGCUACGGCCAGAGCGGCGGCAGCAGCUACACGGGCCACACCUCGCAGGCCAGUGCGACAGCCAGCGGCAGCUAUGGAGCUCACCAGGGCACAGAGUACGAUCAAAGCCAGUACCAGAGCUACAACAGUUCCACAGGCUACACUGCGCAACAGGACACGCGCUAUCAGUACGGCCAGGACUACAGCCAACAGUACGGCUCGACUGCCGUUGACUACAACGCCACAGGCCAGGCCGACUACAGCCAGCAUGGUCAACAGAGCACUGGCUACGACGAACGCUCCUAUGCGGGCUAUGAUUCGCAGGCCUAUUCUCAGAACUAUUCGAAUGCAGCUGCUUACUACUAGACAACCGCAUCCGCUCCGCAUCCCACUCCCACUACUGAUGGCUUAAACGGAGAGAGAGAGAGAGAACAGAACGCUGCGCGUGCUCAGAUAGGCCGGGAGACCCAAAACUAAGGGAUUAGGGCAAAAAGAAAUCAAGUAAAUGGAGGGGAAAUUAAUAAUAUUUGCAGAAGAAACUUGAUAUAUAUGUAAUACACAACACUCACAUAGACCCUCAGAACAUAUAAUUUGUAGAUUUAAGAUUACAGUUCCCUUUUUCUUAGCAUUUAAGUAACUCGUGUUGCAACGUCUUUCUAUAUAAGCCCCGAACUAUAUUUUCCUUUUGUUUUCGUUUUGUCACUACCCCUCAAAACCAGAUGAAAAUAAUUAAAAUUUCUUGGAAUGCCUGUUAAUUAAUGUUUUGUUAGUAGACAUACGGAUCUAUCCGCACUGAGCUUCGGCCUAAAACAAAAAAAAAGAAAAGAAAACAACAGUCUGUGCUCCUCUAAAGCCUCAUUUAUAGUAAUGUUUCUACUGUAACCAAAGUAUGCUUAGAAUCAUAAUAUUUAUAUGACGGAAGCACGAGAACGAACGUUCAUUAUCACCUCGAUGAACCUACUAAAUUUUUAUAUUUUGUGAAAUAUGUCAUAUUGUACACAAGAGAAUGCAAUGUAUAGAUUUUAGUUGAUAAGCUCAAAACGAAAAAAACGAAAACAAUUCUAUGAACUCCCAAAAGUUUUGUUUCCACUCCCAAAAACUCGAGUAGUAUCUGAAAACAUUUAUGAUUUUGCAAGAUUGUUGCUUUAUUUACCAUAUUGACGUGAAUGACAGAAACAAGAAUUUUUUAUUUUUUCUCUUUUUUUUUUUUUUGUUUUUUUUAACAACUUUUUGAUAGCAACAAAAGUUUAUACUUAUGUAAUUCUUAUAAAAUAAGCUGAAAAAAAAAACCAAUAACGAAAUACACGAAAUAUAUUAGCAAAAGAUGCAAAAUCAUAACCAAUAUCAAAGUCAAUAAAAUAAUAUUCAAAAAUGUG